AUGGCUAUUUCGAAAUCGAUGUCGACGACCUCUUCUGAAGCACAGAGAUCACCUCAACAGACAACACAACAUGGUUUCCGAACGGUGUUUGAGAUGCUGCGAGCGCUUGCUACCACCAAACCUCUUACACGAUCAUUUGCUGCUCUCGGAGGUACUCGAGGGUUCAAAACGGCGCCUUUGGCUGACGGGGACCUCUCGAGCGUCAGGUCGAAGUUUACUCUGAGCGGGAAGAACUAUGUCAUCACCGGCGGAGGGCGGGGCAUAGGGUAUGCUGCGGCACGCGCCAUCGCUGAAUUCGGGGGCAACAUCUCCAUCUUGGACGCGGGGCCGGAACCUGUCAAGGACUUUGCGAAUCUCGAGAGAGAAUUCGGGGUAAAGACAAAGUAUCUACGCACCGAUGUGGCGAACGAGGCGAGCCUGAUCAAGGCUUUUGAGGAGACGAUUGCGGAUUUCAAAACUCUGGACGGAUGUGUCACUGCGGCAGGCAUCUGUCCUGAAGGGCCGUUUGUGGAUCAUACAUGGGACCAGGUGCGAAAGUGUUUUGAUGUUAAUAUUGGAGGGACAUAUUUCUCCGCCCAACUAGCGACCAAGUACAUCCUCGACCAAGGUACGGGAGGCAGUAUCGUCCUGAUCGCCUCCAUAUCCGGUCACUGUGCAACCCCGGGCCACCGACUGUCGGCGUACAACGCAUCCAAAGGCGCGGUCAAGAUGCUGGGCACCGCCCUCAGCGUCGAGCUGGGUCCCAGCAACAUCCGCGUCAACUCCAUCUCGCCGGGCUACACUGACACCGAGAUGCUGACGCCACUCAAGCAAAAGGAGCCGAAGCGGAUCGAACUCAUGAACAAGGAGCCGCCCAUGAACCGCAUUGGCACGCGGAACGAUCUCGCUCCCGCCAUCAUCUACCUUCUGAGCGAUGCGUCUCUGUAUACGACGGGAGCGGAUAUUGUCAUCGACGGAGGUCUACACUCUGGACGCAUUCGAAGUCCAUUCAUUUGA
Messenger RNA from Fonsecaea erecta, 996 nucleotides. RefSeq names its product short chain dehydrogenase. Gene Ontology annotation, molecular function: oxidoreductase activity, acting on NAD(P)H, oxygen as acceptor. The transcript is spliced from 4 exons. The record is from RefSeq and is a predicted model, not a curated record. Bases 1 to 996 code for a protein of 331 amino acids. Lineage: Eukaryota; Fungi; Ascomycota; Eurotiomycetes; Chaetothyriales; Herpotrichiellaceae. Gene Ontology annotation, cellular component: intracellular anatomical structure.